UAAACCCACAUCUCCUAUAGAUAUGACGUCGGGUUUGCCAAAAUGCGUCUCUCUCAUGUCUGGUUACAACGGUGCCAUGUUCCUGUACCUGGGCGCCGAGAGUGCCAAGAGGCAUGACGGCAUCCUCACGUUUGGUCAGCUGGGGUACGAUGAACCCCUCACCAGCAGCACGCACGCCCGCUUCUACUUGGAUCCGUCCAAGCACAAGGAUGAUGAGCUCUGGCAUGUCAGAUGCGCCUACAACAACAAAUACCUGAUGCCUAUUGCUCAGGCCAGCAGUGGUUUACUGCUGGUCGGCACCGCGGACGAACCCGAGGAGAACCUGUACAAGUCGACAUGUACCUUGCUUAAGCUCACCAUCCUUAGUUCGUAUGAAGAACCCAAGGCUAAGAGUACAGUGUACCAUGUCAGGAGCUGCGCCAUUGUGGCAAGUGCUCCCUCCUCUUCCUGCGCGGCGGCCCUUGCCCUCCUCUCUCUUCGGUCCCCUUCGCGCCUCCUCGCGGCAGUCGCAGCCAAGGAGCCCGAGCUCGGCGGCGACGGAUCGGAAGGCAGCGGCGGCGCUGGAUCUGGCAGUGGUGGAGCCGCCGCCGUCUCCACUCGCCGGGAACCGGCCAGAUCCGCCCCACGAGCUUCACAGGUGCCACCCCCUCCGCCACCAGCCACGGUGGCCUCCCCCGCCCCGUAUCGGCGCGGAUCCAGCCGCCAUCUCCCGCAGCAACGGCGGCCUCGCCCUGCUCCGCCCCCGCUGUAG
Triticum aestivum (bread wheat) is the source of this 751-nucleotide messenger RNA. RefSeq lists its product as uncharacterized. Lineage: Eukaryota; Viridiplantae; Streptophyta; Magnoliopsida; Poales; Poaceae. The record is from RefSeq and is a predicted model, not a curated record. Bases 23 to 751 code for a protein of 242 amino acids. The transcript has 4 exons.